GUUUAAUGUCAACGUUCAUCGUGAGCUUGCUUUGUCGUGAAUUCUCCAAUUGACAGCAACCAGUCAUCAUGAACACUCUUCGCGUCGCUCGCGCAGCCCUUAGGGCUCGUCCCACAGCUAUGCGUCUCCCCAUUCAGCCCCUUCAGCGAAGGACCUAUGCUGAAGCCGCAUCGGACAAGAUCAAGCUGAGCUUGUCUCUCCCCCACCAGUCUAUAUACAAAUCCCAAGACGUCGUCCAAGUCAACAUUCCGGCCGAAUCAGGAGAGAUGGGUGUUCUCGCCCAGCACGUUCCAGCGAUCGAACAAUUGAAGCCAGGUCUGGUCGAGGUCAUUGAGGAGACCGGCAGCAGCAAGCAGUUCUUCCUUUCCGGUGGCUUUGCUGUUGUUCAGCCGAACUCAGUCUUGAGCAUCAAUGCGGUUGAGGGUUACCCCCUGGAGGACUUCAGCGCGGAUGCUGUCCGAGCCCAGAUCGCUGAGGCGCAAAAGGUUGCGAACGGCGGCGGCAGUGAGCAAGACAUUGCAGAGGCUAAGAUUGAGUUAGAGGUUCUAGAGAGCUUGCAAUUAGUCCUAAAAUAGAUGAUGCCUUAGAGGAAGGGAGGGAACUUCAAUGGCAACUUGUACAUCACAACCCUAGUCCUUACUGCGAAACCGCCUGAUAGCACGAAUUGAACAUGCUUAGGAUCUUGCUACCUAUUACUU
Annulohypoxylon maeteangense is the source of this 698-nucleotide messenger RNA. Its product is annotated as ATP synthase delta chain. Gene Ontology annotation, biological process: proton motive force-driven ATP synthesis. The annotation marks the transcript as partial. Gene Ontology annotation, molecular function: proton-transporting ATP synthase activity, rotational mechanism. The record is from RefSeq and is a predicted model, not a curated record. The transcript is spliced from 5 exons. NCBI's taxonomy places the organism in Eukaryota, Fungi, Ascomycota, Sordariomycetes, Xylariales, Hypoxylaceae.